AUGGACUGGGACCAGUUUGACUUGAACCCCAAAGUAAUUGCUGCCCUCAAGAAAGCUGACAUAAAAUCAAUAAAAGAGAUUUUAAACCUUUCUGGAGCAGACUUGCAAAGACUGAUGAAACUCUCCAGUGCAGAUAUCCAGUGCUUGCUGAAAACAGUCUCUCACACGCUGAGGAGAAAUAGCAUGCGGACAGCCCUUCAGCUCUACCAGGACAGAGACCACCUCACCUCCCAGCACCAGAAGCUGAGCCUGGGGUGUUCGGUGCUCGAUACCUUGCUGAGAGGUGGCGUUCCUGUAGUGGGAAUCACGGAGCUUGCGGGGGAAAGUUCUGCUGGGAAGACUCAGAUGAGCUUGCAGCUGUGCCUUUGCGUGCAGUACCCUUACAGAUACGGUGGAUUAGAGUCUGGAGCUGUGUACGUUUGCACAGAAGAUGUGUUCCCAAGCAAACGUCUGCAGCAACUCAUCGAUCACCAACACGAGCUGCGUGCGGAUGUUCCGGCUGCAGUCAUACAGAAGAUCAAAUUUGGAAACAAUAUUUUUGUCGAGCAUGCAGCAGACCUAGACACCUUCCACAAGUGCAUCACCACGAGGAUUUCCCUCCUGCUCGCCAGAGGCAUGGUGCGGCUGGUGGUCAUUGACUCUAUUGCUGCCUUGUUUCGAUGCGAGUUUGGAGCUGCGGAUUCUGUUCUGAAGGCUCGGUAUUUGCAGACAUUUGGAGCACAGCUUCACAGUUUAAGCACGAGAUUCAGGACUCCAAUAAUGUGCAUUAAUCAGGUGACCGAUGCAGUGAGCGAGGCAGAAGCAGCUCAGUGCAGCUGUGGUGCAGCGGACAACAGAGUCUCUCCAGCGCUGGGAAUAACGUGGGCAAAUCAGCUGCUGAUGCGGCUGAUGGUCAGCAGGGCAGCACCGCCCGAGCACUCAUCUGGAGCUGUGAGGACUCUCAGAGUUGUUUUUGCUCCUCAUCUCCCUCCGUCCUUUUGCUGCUACACAGUCAAAUUGGAAGGUGUAAAAGGAAUUAAAUAA
Molecule: messenger RNA, 1023 nt
Organism: Mesitornis unicolor (brown roatelo)
Lineage: Eukaryota; Metazoa; Chordata; Aves; Mesitornithiformes; Mesitornithidae
Gene: XRCC3
Product: X-ray repair complementing defective repair in Chinese hamster cells 3
Exons: 7
Coding region: 1-1023 (340 amino acids)
Biological process (GO): double-strand break repair via synthesis-dependent strand annealing; resolution of mitotic recombination intermediates; t-circle formation
Cellular component (GO): Rad51C-XRCC3 complex; replication fork
Molecular function (GO): four-way junction DNA binding; ATP-dependent DNA damage sensor activity; ATP binding
Source: RefSeq, a predicted model, not a curated record